AUGAGUAUUUGCUUCGGUGCCGACCACUCCCCAGAGGUCUUAAGGAAGUGGGCAAAGAGGCGAGGCAUAUUUCUUCAUCCCGAUGUCGCUUUCCUUGUUCCCACAAAGACGAUGGGAUUUGGCGUAUUUGCACGUAAGCCGUUGAGCGCAGGCUCCGUCAUUGCCAGUUGUCCAUUUGCGACUUGCAUCUCUCCCUAUACAGAGCAGGCCACCUUCGAGUCGCCGUGUGUAAAAGCACUUGUGGAAAUGCACCUCACAGACAAUGUCCUUUUUGUUGUUCUGCGACUUAUGGCGGAAGCUGUGCGGCCUUCGUCGCCGUGGAUGCCGUGGUUGAAGGCCUGUCCACGCAUGUCAAACCAUUUUUUUGAUAUGAUGGUAGCUGGGCCUGUGUUUGGGAUGACGGCGAGCACGGACUUCGCGGCGGCGCCGACGACAGCUGCUCUGUUGUCAUGGACAGGGCCGUCACAGCAGCUGCGUGAGGUAAAUGUAGCGGUACGGUGGGGUGCGGCACAGGAGGUAAUACGGCGUUAUCCAGAGUAUUGGCCGCGGGAAAGCGCGACGUUUGAGCUUUUUUGUGAGUGCCUGGCGCAGGUCUUCUCGCGCAACUUUCACCGCGAGGAGAUUGCGGGGCGCGAGGGACCUUACCUUCUCCCUUGCCUGGACAUCAUCAAUCACUCCACCACCGCAAACGCAACGCUUGAGAUUCGGGGAGGAGGACGCAAACACCCCAUGGAGUUUUGUGUUGUCGCGGCCCGUGAACUGUGCCGCGGGGAGCAGGUGUUUUGUUCGUAUGGGCGAAUUGGCGCGUCGAGGUUUGCGGUGGAGUUUCAAUUUAUCACUGAAUCCACUACGAGGGAAGACAUGCUGCGCUUUUCUGUGGAUGUCAUCACGGAAAUGGCGUUGGCUCUCAUCUCGAUUGACUUGGAGUCGUCUACUUCUACUGCGGUAGAUUCGGGAGUGAUCCGGCGACGCAUAGAAUGGUUGCAGCGUCUCGGCAUCCUAUGUGAUGAGGGAUUUUAUGUCUUGCGGCUGCCUCACGCUGAAGUUGAGGGCGACAAGCUGGCUGCUUCUGCCGCGGCGGCAGUCGCAAAGGAUGUCCAAACCAUGUUUAACGUCUUUUACCUCAUGACUGUAGAGGCGUCGAAGUUUGAUAGCUUAACCCACUCGAUCAACCGUGAGUGGCAGGCGGUGCGGACGCCAGAGCUGGUGGCGCUGGUGUUGAGGGUGCUUGACAUGCGAGCAGAGGCGGCCAAUGCGCAGUUGGCCGCUGCAGAAGUGUACCUUGCGGAGGCUUCACACAAUGAACGCAAAAACCUGCUACAGCUGUCAUUGAACUCUGAGCUGGAGAUGAUUCAACUCCUGAGGAAGCACGUGAGCACGCCUCGCUAG
This is a messenger RNA of Trypanosoma rangeli, 1389 nucleotides long. RefSeq lists its product as uncharacterized. The coding region runs from base 1 to 1389 and encodes 462 amino acids. The record is from RefSeq and is a predicted model, not a curated record. The transcript has a single exon. NCBI's taxonomy places the organism in Eukaryota, Euglenozoa, Kinetoplastea, Trypanosomatida, Trypanosomatidae. Gene Ontology annotation, biological process: peptidyl-lysine monomethylation. Gene Ontology annotation, molecular function: protein binding; protein-lysine N-methyltransferase activity.